Hibiscus syriacus is the source of this 597-nucleotide messenger RNA. RefSeq names its product auxin-responsive protein SAUR23-like. The transcript is spliced from 2 exons. The coding region runs from base 140 to 436 and encodes 98 amino acids. Gene Ontology annotation, biological process: response to auxin. The record is from RefSeq and is a predicted model, not a curated record. Lineage: Eukaryota; Viridiplantae; Streptophyta; Magnoliopsida; Malvales; Malvaceae.
CAUUCUUCCAUCUAUAUAUACAAGUGUAUUAUCCACAACACAGACAAGGCAUUCUCACAUCCUCUCUACAAGCAAAUUUUACCAUUCAAUUUUUAGAGUUUUCUCUGAUCUUUGUCAUACUUCCAAAUUACCAAAACCAAUGGCUAUCCGUGUGCCUAUACUUAUGCAUGUUAAGCAGAUUCUUCGUCAGUCUAAACUGUUUACAAAUCAAGCAGCCACCACCUCAACCGAUGUUCCCAAAGGAUACUUUGCAGUCUAUGUUGGGGAAAGCCAAAAGAAAAGAUUUAUAGUUCCAAUUUCAUUCUUGAACCAGCCUUCGUUUCAGGAGUUGUUAAGUAUAGCCGAGGAAGAAUUCGGAUUCAAUCAUCCUAUGGGUGGUCUCACAAUUCCUUGCAUAGAAGAGGCCUUCGUUGAUCUCACUUCAAGCUUGCAUUAGUUGCCUAAUGCUAAAACAAUUUAAUCAGCUGAUAUGAUUUCUGACCAUUCCUGUAGGACACACUUCAGGCGCUCUUCACAAGUGCUUGUCCUAUGAGUUACUGCAACGAAGAAACACAAGCCAGUUUUUGGUUCUUGGACAUGUUAUAAAUUUCUUAUGUU